AAUAUGCUCAACAAAUUUAAUUUUUUAAUUUUUUAAUUUUUUUUACUUUUGAAGAUCAACUCUAUAAAUACUCUCCUCCUCUUCGCUUAACUCACUCACAAUUCUCCCUGCUUUCCUAAAUACAAACACGCUUAUUUUUUCCAUUGUUCAUAUCUUUCUUCUUCAAAGUCUCCCAAUGGCUGGUGUUGAGGUUGAGAAAACGGUUCCAAACACAGAAGAGAAGACGACGACGACCGAGGCAACAACGAUCGAGACGCCGAAGGAAACCGUCCAUGCAGAUGACUCAGCCACUGCGGUUGAAGUUGAAAUCAAAGAAGAUGAAGAAGAAGCACCAAAGGUAGAGAAAGAGACUGAAAAAACCGAGACAGCUCCGGUUAAAGAGGAGAAACUGGUUGAAACUCGGGCAGCUGUGGAGGAGAAAGAUGUUAAGCCAGCGGCAGAAGAGGAGAAGACUGUUGAAGUCAAGACAUCCUAAGAUGCUGUGUUACAAAAAAAAAAAAGACAUCCUAAGAUGCUUGUCUUUCUCUCUCACCCAUGAGAACAUUUCUGUUUUGUUUAAAUCCUAUAUUUCCGCAUAAUAAUAAGAUAAUCCAGGUGCUAUUAUUGUAAUGUUUAUUUAAUAUAUAAUGAUAUUAUGUGUUUUCCU
Messenger RNA from Brassica napus (rape), 646 nucleotides. RefSeq lists its product as uncharacterized. The record is from RefSeq and is a predicted model, not a curated record. NCBI's taxonomy places the organism in Eukaryota, Viridiplantae, Streptophyta, Magnoliopsida, Brassicales, Brassicaceae. The transcript is spliced from 2 exons. Bases 176 to 475 code for a protein of 99 amino acids.